This is a messenger RNA of Cylindrotheca closterium, 1743 nucleotides long. The record is from the annotation of a GenBank genome assembly. Lineage: Eukaryota; Bacillariophyta; Bacillariophyceae; Bacillariales; Bacillariaceae.
AUGGCAUCACAAGAGCAUCUACAGCAACUUAUGAAUGACGAGACUGAUGAUUCCUCCUCUAACUCGUCGGCAUCCAACAUCGCUGGAGGCGACACCGAAUCCGCAAUUGCAGAACCCGUCACGACAACUGCGAUCACGCCCAAAUUCAAGCUUCCUGCGCCCAACCAUCCACCCGCCAAGAAAAGAGUGAAGAUAUCACUGAAACCGUCUACUACGCCCGUGAAAAAUGAUGAUCUUGAGGACGAAGUGGAAUUUCCAGAUGCCAAACCCUCACUUUCAAUGGCGGCCUCCUUUCCGAAAGUACCGGCACGACGUCGAUCGCAAUCUCCGACACAAAGACAACGACUCAACAAGCGAUCACUACCAACAAAACAGAAGGCUUCUCCUCCGAAAAAGGAAGUAUCAGAACGGGAAAUCGAAGCAACGAUUGUUGACAGUGAUGAUGGAGGCGACGAUGACGCAGUGGCCACAGCGAUUGCGGAUGAACCAACGCCGACGCUUGUGGCCAGCAGUGAGAGAAAUCAACAAAAGAAGAAAUCGAAUUUGCCGAACUAUCGCUCCUUUCGAUUGCCACCCUUUUCUUCUCCAGGUUUACUUGUCCCCAUAAGUCAUGCCGUAACCAUGAUCAAAGGAAAGCCUGCUGGCGAUGAUCCUUCAAACUCUGCGUCGUCUGGUGGACUCACUACUAUGGGAUCUGUUUUUGACCAGUACUUGACAAAAUUGGGCUACACAGAGGAAACAAGGACCAAAAUACCUCACAUUGGAUCAAGUGUAAAAAGGCACGUGGGGGAUAUGUUUGAUAGCAACGUUAAGUUCACCACCCGGUUUCCGAAGCUUAUACCCGAAGACUUGAUUCCAUCUGCAUCAAAUGAUAUGGACGACAAUGAAGAAUCCCGUUUCUCCCUUGCAGAAAGACUAAUAUCUGUUUUGGAGGUGGAACCAUCUGAACCAGAAACGAUCAGUAACGAAACAAUCCAAGAGUCAAAAGCAGCAGCGAAGGACAACCAUUCGGAGGCCCCAAGAAAGCGACAAAAAUUGAAGAGCUGGAAAGAUAUGGCUCCACUUUCACUGACGCUCCCCUAUCCUGAAUCAUUUGUUCGAAAACAGCUCGAGUAUGUCGAUGAAGUGAACAAGAGAGAGUCAGCCAUUCUCGCCUACAAGAAGGAAGUAGAGACAUUGGAACGUGAAAAUCCUGAAUUAUUGGAAGAGAACUCGAAUGCUAACCAAGAAACAAAAAAGAAGCCAGCAACGGUUGUUCCCCCCAUUCCAAGACCGCCGUCACCACCACAUCUGUCGGACUUGGCAACUGUUGAAACUAGGGAAUUCAAUGAUACUGCACACCCGAUAUAUUUACCAAAGUCGAAAGAACUGCUUGCUCACUUGGACAAGGAUUGUUUUCAUAUCUCGGAAGGCCGUUACUUUGGUUUGUCCUCCAAUGUAAUCGCUGAUCCUCACUUUGUCGGGCCAGUAGCCCCUGGACUGAAUGGGUUGAACUUGACUGCAAGUAAUGGUCUGGCUACUGCUCCAGCAGGAGGUCUAAAUAUGGGGAGCUUACCGAGUCAAUCCUCAUUGCCAAACACAUCCGUAAACAAAAGCGGCAGUGGGAAGAAAAGUGCAUCACAUUCACAAGCCGUAUCCAUACCCUCCACGACGUCGAAGAAAAAGAAAAAGAAGCCUGCGAUUGCGCUACCAUUGAGGCCAAUGUCCCUCAUAAAAAAUGCUGCAGCCACGACAACGCAAUAG